This is a messenger RNA of Stegodyphus dumicola, 1044 nucleotides long. RefSeq lists its product as uncharacterized. NCBI's taxonomy places the organism in Eukaryota, Metazoa, Arthropoda, Arachnida, Araneae, Eresidae. The record is from RefSeq and is a predicted model, not a curated record.
AUGUCCAGUUUGCACCAAAUCAAAAACUUAACCCACAAUUGUUUAAAACUUCUAAAAAAGAGAAAAUUACAGAAAUGUCAGCAGAAUAAGAAUCAAGAUUUUAAUGAUAAUGUAGAUGACCCAGAAAUAAAUGAAUGUGUGGAAAAGAAAAUUAAAUUUAAAGCCGUAGCAUUUGAUUUAAAUGACAGUGAUAAAUAUCUAUGUGAUUUAACCAGUGUUGAUCAAAAUAAAUCAUUUUCCCUUCCAUUAAAGUCUAGCGAAGAUAUUUCUGAAAGAAUUUUACAAAUUGGCUGCUAUAGUAUCAAUCGUAUUGCUUUAAAGUCUUUAGAUUCUUAUAUCAGUAAAAGUGAAGAAUUUUUUAUAAAAUCGGUUUGUACAGAUUUUGUUAGGGGGUGGUUAUUUGAUGUAAUCAUAAAUGCAUUUUUAUACAAAAUUUUAGAAAGUGAUGAUCAAUAUACUUUUGCUGAUUCCUCGAUUACCCAGCUUAUCUUAUCUGAUGCAUUAUCACUUGGAAAUGUUUUUCCUGUUUCUUUGAAAUCUUUCAAAUAUUUAUUGAUUCCUGCUUGCAUUGAUUCUCAUUGGGUUCUGAUCAUAGCAGAUUUAAAGAAAAAUACCUUUUAUUUAUAUGACUCGUUAAUAAAUUCAUGCAAUCCAAAAUACAUAAACUUAACUAAUAAAUGGUCUAAUGUAAUUAACAGUGAGUUACAAAUUAACGGUUCAUGGGAUAUUCAGUGUCCACCGCAUGCUUUACAAAAUGAUGAAAGCAGUUGUGGGGUCUUCAUCUGUUAUUAUGCAUUUCAACAUGUAAAUAAAUUAGCCUUAAAUCUUCCUUUAGAUACCCUUCAAUUUAGAAAAUUUAUUUAUAAUAUUUUAACUGAGAAUGUUCCACCUUGUACACAGGAAAAGAUAAAUUUAUCUUCAGCAGAGCAAAACUUUUCAGUAAAUGUUAGAAUGAAUAAAGAUUUGACCAAAUCAUGUUUAAAAAUACAUGAUAUUGAAAUUACACCCAUAUAUGUUAAAAUCUAUAGAUCCUUUUAUAAGUAA